Messenger RNA from Adineta ricciae, 999 nucleotides. The record is from the annotation of a GenBank genome assembly. NCBI's taxonomy places the organism in Eukaryota, Metazoa, Rotifera, Eurotatoria, Adinetida, Adinetidae.
AUGAAACAAUCAUUUCUACUAUAUUGGACAAGUGUUCUUGUUCUCGCAGUACUUUCAGUAGAGUCUGCACCAAGCUAUGGUUGUGGAAAAGCAGUUCCAAGAAACUUUUCUGCCGGUCAAACAACGUCUAUGGUAAUUCCUUCAACAAAAGGUCAACCCGUUCGCCAUUACAAAGUGCAUCUUCCAGCAACGUUUAAGAACGAUAAACCACACGCUGUAGUUUUCUCCUUUCAUGGUCAUAACGGUGACAUGGCUAAACAAGAAGAUCUAUCUCAGUUCUCUGACAAAGGACUACUUAUUGGUAAUGCGGGUAUUAUUGCUGUUUAUCCUCAGGGAAAAGCAGGAACAGAUGGAGAGACCGCUUGGCAAGGUGCGCCCUACUCUGAUCCCCGAGUGGAUGAUAUUCUGUUCGUCAAAACAAUGAUCUCGACUUUGGAAGGCAUGUUCUGUGUGGAUCCAUCUCGAAUCUAUGCAGCUGGCAAAAGUAAUGGUGGAGGAUUUGUGAACCUGUUAGCUUGCACACCAUCAAUUGCUUCAAAGAUUGCUGCUUUCGCAACUGUUUCAGCAGCUUUCUAUACAACUACAUUCAAUGGCAACUGUCCUACAAAUCGUGCUAUACCUAUUCUGGAUUUUCAUGGCACCGCAGAUAAGGUCGCACCAUACAGUGGCGGACGAUCACACAAUGGUACGCUAGUCGCUGUGAAAACUUUUCGGCAGGGAUGGGCAUCACGCAAUGGAUGUCAAGGCAAACCAGCUAUUUCUCAUCGACCAAGAGCAAGUGAUCCUCAAGAGUUGGUUGAAAUUCAAACGUGGAGCAAAAACUGUAGAGCAGGUAGCACUGUUAUCGGAUAUAAAAUUAAAAAAGGACAACACGGAUGGCCACGCAGAACAUUGCCAGCAAACUGCAAAGGUGCUAAACGAAAAAAUGACUGCACUACAACCGUGUUUGAUGCAACGGCGAGCGUUAUCAUUCCUUUCUUCAACAAAUAUUCUUUAUAA